Messenger RNA from Manis javanica (Malayan pangolin), 3054 nucleotides. RefSeq names its product zinc finger protein 74 (gene ZNF74). The record is from RefSeq and is a predicted model, not a curated record. NCBI's taxonomy places the organism in Eukaryota, Metazoa, Chordata, Mammalia, Pholidota, Manidae. Gene Ontology annotation, biological process: regulation of DNA-templated transcription. Gene Ontology annotation, molecular function: DNA-binding transcription factor activity, RNA polymerase II-specific; RNA polymerase II cis-regulatory region sequence-specific DNA binding.
GCAGCCCGGGGUGGGGAGCGGCGCCGGCCCAGCCCGCCCGACCCCGGCCUCUGGGGGCGCAGGGGCCUCCGCGCGCGUGACUGCGCGGCCGGGAGGCGGUGCGAUCCCGCGGGGCUCCCCUGCGGGCCGUCCCUGAGCCCCAGGAGCAGGACCCGCUGCUCUGGGCCGGGCCCGGUCCCCGGAGCGCUGCCGAGGGCGCCAUGGAGACCCCUGCCCCGAAGCCCCGGGACACAGCUCUGCCCUCUCAGGACCCUGUACUUCCCUUCAAAGAGAAUCCAGAGGACACGUGGGGUCAGGGUCCCCUGGAAGCCAAGUCCGAGGAACUGGUGACUUUCAAGGACGUGGCUGUGGACUUUACCCAGGAGGAGUGGGGCCAGCUGGACUCGCCUCAGCGGGCCCUGUACCGCGACGUGAUGCUGGAGAACUACCGGAACCUCCUUGCCCUGGCAGGGCCUCCAGUCUGCAAGCCGGAUGUGAUCUCCCACCUGGAACGAGGCGAGGAGCCCUGGCAGGUGCCUAGAGAAGCCCUUGGAGGGGCGUGUCCAGACCGGGAGCCCAGGCUGGGGCUGAAGGAGGAGUUGUCUGAGCAGCGGGGCGUUUGCAAGGAAGAGCUGGCUCAGGAGCUGGGCACCGGGCAGCUGGUCAGGUCCUGGCUCCACAGCCGUGCUCCAGGCAGUGGGCCUGCCUGGGAGGGCCCAGCUGCUGCUCCAUCCCGAGGCGAGGCUGUGCUCUGGAAGCAGUCGCCCGCCAGCUGUGCAGAUGCAUCUGCGAACUGCUACCAGCAGGGACACAAGGCAUUUGAGGAGGAUGCUCCCUCCAGGUGCCCCCUCUUGGCCCAGCCAAGUGUUCCCACAGAAGCCGACUCUCCUGAUGGACAUGUGGAGAAUAUCCAGCCCAGAGAGGCAGGAGCGAAGCACCAGAUGACGUGCACAGCCAGGAACUCCUGCAAGUCCAGCAGACACGGAAAAUACCCGCCAGGGAGCACGCAGCAGGGUGCAGGCCCCGGGGAGGGUCUUUUUGUGUGUGGGGAGUGUGGGAAAGCCUUCCACCAGAGCACAUCCCUCACUCUGCACAGGCGCUGGCAUGCGCGUGAGAAAGCCUACAAGUGCAGCGAGUGUGGCAAGGCCUUCACCUGGAGCACCAGCCUCACUGAGCACCAGCGGAUCCACACGGGCGAGAAACCUUUCUUCUGCAUCGAGUGUGGGAAAGCCUUCAGCUGCCACUCGUCACUGAAUGUGCACCACCGGAUCCACACGGGUGAGAGGCCCUACAAGUGCAGCGCCUGUGAGAAGGCCUUCAGCUGCAGCUCACUGCUUAACAUGCACCUCCGGGUACACACGGGCGAGAAGCCCUACAAGUGCACUGAAUGUGGCAAGGCCUUCAACCAGAGGACACACCUGACACGCCACCACAGGAUCCACACGGGCGAGAAGCCCUACAAGUGUGACGCGUGCGGCAAGGCCUUCACGUGCCACUCAUCCCUGACCGUGCACGAGAGGAUCCACAACGGCGACAAGCCGUUUAAAUGCUCUUCCUGCGAGAAGGCCUUCAGCAACCGCUCACGCCUCACCCUGCACCAGCGGAUCCACACCGGGGAGAAGCCCUUCAAGUGCAGUGACUGUGGGAAGGGUUUCAGCUGCCACUCCUACCUAGUGGUGCACCAGCGGAUCCACAGCGGGGAGAAGCCCUUCAAGUGCAACGAAUGUGGCAAGGCCUUCAGCUCCCACUCCUACCUAAUCGUGCACCAGCGGAUCCACACCGGGGAGAAGCCUUUCGACUGCAGCCGCUGCUGGAAGGCCUUCAGCUGCCACUCAUCCCUCAUCGUGCACCAGCGGAUCCACACGGGCGAGAAGCCCUACAAGUGCAGGGAGUGCGGCAAAGCCUUCAGCCAGAACCACUGUCUCAUUAAACAUCAGAAAAUCCACUCUGGGGAGAAGUCGUUUAAAUGCAAUGAGUGUGGUGAGGUGUUCAGCUGGAGUGCGCACCUCGCCGAGCAUCAGAGGACGCACAGCGAGAAGCCCUUUGCCAUCCAGUUCAACAAGCACCUGCUGAGCACCUACUACGUGCCUGGCAGCCUGCUGGGCACAGAGGACACAGGUGUUGGCGGCGUAGACCCAAUGAAUGCCCUGGACAUGGCAGAGCUCCUGUGCGUGGCUCCGCCCCCAGCCAGCAGGAAUUUCCCCCUGGGCAGCAAGCCCGGGAACUGAGGUGGCGAGCUGUGGUGCAGCCCCUCCUCGCCCAGAAGGCGCAGCGGCUCACCUGCAGGCCACGCAGGUCUCUGCGGGCCAGGAAGCCGCCCUCCUACCCACGCGUUUGUCCAUGUGCCAGGCACCUCCCUUAAGUAAAGGUCAGCAGCUCCUCAGACGGGUUCCUGGCUUGAUUCUGAUCAGGAAUGCUUCCGGUACACCUUUGUUUAGAAUAAUAAUUUUAAAAAAAUAAGGAUUAUGAACAAUAUCACUUCCAAGCGAACGUCGUUAUAUUCCAGGAGGGGAGAGCGGCCUUGGGUGUGGAGGAGGGAAGAUGAAUUCCCAGACUCGCCUCCGCAAGCAGGCCUCUUGAAGAGCCAUUUAUCGACGACGGCCGCCCGGCGCGGUCCAGCAUCGGCGCGGCCAGGUCCUGACGUGCUGGCAUCCUGCCUGGCCGCCUAGUCCUAGGCGGGAAACAGCACACAGGCAGCUGCCCAGGCCUCCAGCUGCAGUGCCAAGCUAGAUGUACUUAGAACCAGCCUUUGUCCCAGCUGGGGAGGCUGCCUGCAGGGCCCCUCUGGGCACCGUUCAGCUCAGCCCAGCCCAGCCCCCGGGGAGGAGUCCCGCCCCCAUCCCAUGCCUUCUGCAGGGGUAGAGACGGUGUUCUUCCAGAAUUGUUCUUUCUACUCAGUUCUAAGCAAGUACUGUUGCCUUCUCAGCGAUGAUCCUUCACAUGCAUAGAGUGCUGCAGCUCAUGAAAAACUGCUCAGUAUACCUUUUAGACUAUGGAGGCAAAAUAACCACAUUGGAAAUGUGGAAUUAAGGGGGAAAAGGCCCAUGACUCUUAAUAAAACUGCAUUUUGCACUU